GGUUCGGUCAUGUGUUUACGUCAGCUUGCUGUGUAGCAAGAAUUAUAAUUGAAAAAAGUAGUUAAUUAAAAAUGGUUUUGAAGGAAGAAACAUUUGAAUCGCUUUCACAAGAAUUUAUAAAGAAUCACCUAGAAUUAACUGCUUUGAUUCAGGAUAUACACCAAUGUCUUGGCCCUUUAGAAUAUUUGAAUGAACUUAAUGGCGACGGCCGAGCACUCAUAACAACUCUCAGGAAUAACAUUGAUAGAUUGAUUGAUAUAGUUGAACGAGAGCGUGCUAAACAUAAAAAAGCCGAAUUAUUGUCAGUUAUAGAAAAUUAUCGUAGUCAAUUGAACACAGCUAUGGCAGCUUUUCGUAAGGCAAACUUUGUUAGUUCUUGUGCAAUAGACAGAUUGGCCAGGGACGAGUUAUUGUCUGCACCAUCGGAGAAACAGAAUUUGCUGCGAAAAAGAAAAGACAGAGAUAGUUUAGCUAAGACCUCACAUAAUCUAACAGAUAGGUUACUAGAUAUAUCAAGACAUUUGGCUGAAACAAAUCAAAGAAGUGCAGAAACAUUAGAUACAUUAGUUAUAUCAUCCGAAAAAGUUUCUGGUACAAAGAAAGAACUUGAACAGCAACAUCAAGUCAUCGUACAAUCAGGAAAGUUGUUAGGAAAAUAUGGCAGAAGGGAAAUCACAGAUAAAGCUUUAAUAUUUUUGGCUUUCAUGUUUUUCUUAGCUGUUGUAUUUUAUAUACUACAAAAAAGGUUACUUUAAUGUUUUUUUUUCUUGUGAGCUUACAAACUUAUAACUACACAGCAACAGACUUAAAUUAAAUUUAAAAAGUGAUACUUGCUUAAUAAGAUUUUGUAAACUUAUUUUAAAACAAGAUUAUCUACAGGUGAAGAAAACUUGUUUACAUAAAUGUAUGUCAACUAGAAGAAGUUAUGAGUUAAGUUUAUUAAAUUAAGGGGAUUGCAUAAAAGAAAGUUCAAGGCUUAGUAAUCAUUGUAAAUAAAGCAUCUAAUGGGUUUCAAUAACAGUCAUGAAGCUUAAAUAAAGAAAUUGACUUUUUAAAAUGAAGUUAGAUUGUCAAAUUCAAUUUUUUAAAGAAUCAAUUGUAUAUUUACAAUUGAAAUCAAACAUGUAUGUGAUAGUACAAAUUAAAUAUUGACUUUGAUUGAUUGAUUAAAAGAAUUUUACCUAGAAACAAAUAAAAAGUCAUUUUUAUAA
Messenger RNA from Phymastichus coffea, 1211 nucleotides. RefSeq names its product vesicle transport protein SEC20 (gene Sec20). Gene Ontology annotation, cellular component: endoplasmic reticulum; SNARE complex. Gene Ontology annotation, biological process: retrograde vesicle-mediated transport, Golgi to endoplasmic reticulum. The transcript is spliced from 3 exons. Lineage: Eukaryota; Metazoa; Arthropoda; Insecta; Hymenoptera; Eulophidae. The record is from RefSeq and is a predicted model, not a curated record. Gene Ontology annotation, molecular function: SNAP receptor activity. Bases 72 to 755 code for a protein of 227 amino acids.